AACGUAGCUCGGGUUCAGUCAUAGUCUACUGAUUCGGAUUGCUCCCAGACCCAGGACACUGAGCGCGCGGACAGAUGCAUGGCAAUAGUCACCAUUGCGGUUUCAGCCUUGCUGGAAGUUUCCGUAUUUCGCAGCGACUAUGCACGUAUGCUCACCUUUCCUGUGAGCGACCAAUGGCAACGUCCACGACGAUGAAGACAAGCGAGAAUGAAAGCCUCCGCAACGCCAUCGGUUUCGGUGUCUAGCCGGCUAAGCUCUGUACGGGCAGAUCUACACCAUCCUCGUGGAUCAGCAGCCUUGUCUCGACUUGUGCCGCACGGAAUCAUACUGCAACUCAGCCGUAGCCUGAGCAGCGUUGGCGCAUAUAGCCCUCCAGUUUGCCCUCCUAACACUCCUUUAUCUUAGCAUCUGCAAUCAUUACUCUCUUUACAUCUAUCUUGCCAUUCAAAUUAAGACUUCGUCGUUAUGCUCGGCUUAUUCACAGUCGUGACUCUUGCGGCGUGUGUUGCCGCCGCGUCGACCAGUCAAGAGGCAGAUAUCUACAUCAACUGGAACGCAACUGACCUUCCGCUUACCAACUCGACCGGUUAUUAUGUUCUCUGCAAGAACUGCUCGGUUGUUGGCGACAUUGCCUUCUCAGGAGAUUCUAGCUUCUCCGCGUUGCCUUUUGACUUUGGUGACACAAGAGCCUGGGUUGCCGCUGUUGUAAAGAGCUUCCAUGCGGUAAUCGAGCUGCAAUUCGUCAUCUCCGAUCCAGAUGCUUCAACGGCAUUCGCCGUCCAACUUGGCAACCCCUUGUCGCCAACGCUUGCCGGAUUUGGUCUUACUAGCGAGUUCUUCGGUAUUGGCGUCGACCUGAGCGUGGUGUCGUCCCUCCUGGGAUACGUUAACGCUACCUCUCCGGUCAACUUCACCUAUGGCUUCGAAUACGAGAUCACGAUUAGGAACGGGACAGACGCUGCAAGCCCCGCUAUUUGGCUACCGAUACUCAACAUGGCAAACGCCACAGUUGUAGGCUUCAACGCAUCCGCCAUCACACCAACUAAAUACUCAUCCCCGGAUCCGAACGACAACUUCGACUUUCAGAUUCAGUUCGGGCCUUCGUUCUUCCUACAAGGAGAUUUUUUGGGUCACGAGGUUGCUGGGGCUGGCAUAUGGGCGCCUGUCAUCAGCGAGGACGUCACAGUCUCGCAGGCGGUCAACGUGACAAGUAGCUGCGAGCCGGCUCCGAGUGGAGCUAAGUCGGACCACAUUUACCACAACCUUACUAAUGUGGUACCAACGAGAAGCUUCGGCUGGGGCGUGGACUUCAGCGCUGCCGACAACUAUAUCGACGGAGACAUAGUCUUCAACAGCACCCCUUUCCUGCCGAUGCCGACAAGCUGCUUGGCUUAUGAUCCCCGUGUCUCUGCUCUGGUAGCAGUACCGGCCAAGUCUACCGCAAGCGGCAACGCGGUCGGGAACGAGGGAGGGACGCUUUUGCCUCUUAUGGGAAACGUUGUCAUGGCUUUUGCGAUUACCAUUGCGUUUCUGGAGGUUUCUUGA
Molecule: messenger RNA, 1545 nt
Organism: Baudoinia panamericana UAMH 10762
Lineage: Eukaryota; Fungi; Ascomycota; Dothideomycetes; Mycosphaerellales; Teratosphaeriaceae
Exons: 6
Coding region: 466-1545 (359 amino acids)
Source: RefSeq, a predicted model, not a curated record